UAGCCAAUGACGAGAGGCCAGGUGAAACAAAUGAAGUUUGAGUUUGACGUGUCGCAGGUUUGUGUUUUGUUUCAUUUGUUUGUUAUCACACCUAAUCAUAGAUGCGAAUAAAAGCGCUCAGUUAAGUUGAAAAUGUAUUCGAGUUACAUUCUAGGCUCAAUUUUGCUUCUGUUUAGUUUUACGCGAUCUGCAAACGGCUGCAAAGGCUGCGUUUCGUUGGACGAAUACAAUUUCGAUAAGAUUAUUUCGAGAUUUGAAGCGGUUUUGGUGAAAUUCGAUGUGGCUUACCCCUACGGUGAAAAACACGAUGUUUUUACAAAACUCGCCGAAGAACUAGCCCAAAAUGAGAAACUGAUUUUGGCUGAAGUCGGUGUUAAGGAUUACGGUGACAAGGAAAACGAGAAAUUGGCACUCAAAUUUGGGGUUGGGAAAGACGAUUUGCCGGCGAUUCGGCUCUUCGUCAAGGGUAAAUCACCGGUAGAAUUAGCAAAAAGCGCAGAAUGGACGGUGGACAACCUGAGAAAUCUCAUAAAAGACAACACCGACAUUUAUAUCGGACUUCCCGGUUGUUUGGAAAAAUUCGAUAAACUGGCGAUGGAAUUCGUCAAUUCGGGGAACAAACAGAAGAAACUGGAAGAAACGCAAGCGAAAGUCGCCGAAUUGAAAGACAACGAGAAGGAAACGGCCUCCAUUUACGUUAAAUUCAUGUCGAAAAUCGUCGAAUCUGGAUUGGACUUCGUCAACCACGAAUUGGGACGUUUGAACAAAAUUCUCAAACAAGGCAAAGUGAACGACAAGAAGAAAGUCGAGUUGGCCAACAGACUGAACAUUUUACGCUCAUUUUCAUUACCCAAAGAUGAAUUGUAAUUAAAAAAUAAACAAUUUCCACAAA
This is a messenger RNA of Tribolium madens (black flour beetle), 892 nucleotides long. RefSeq names its product protein windbeutel (gene wbl). The coding region runs from base 133 to 867 and encodes 244 amino acids. The transcript has a single exon. Lineage: Eukaryota; Metazoa; Arthropoda; Insecta; Coleoptera; Tenebrionidae. Gene Ontology annotation, cellular component: endoplasmic reticulum lumen; endoplasmic reticulum. The record is from RefSeq and is a predicted model, not a curated record. Gene Ontology annotation, biological process: protein secretion.